This is a messenger RNA of Dictyostelium discoideum AX4, 603 nucleotides long. RefSeq lists its product as hypothetical. Lineage: Eukaryota; Evosea; Eumycetozoa; Dictyosteliales; Dictyosteliaceae. The transcript has 2 exons. The record is from RefSeq and is a predicted model, not a curated record. The coding region runs from base 1 to 603 and encodes 200 amino acids.
AUGACAUUCUUGAGUAAAAAACCUCAAAUAUUUAAAAAUAUUGAAAAAGAUAUAAAUAAAAUAAAAUUUAAAAAAUCAAAUAAAAUAAAAUCAGAUUGUAAUAAUAGUAAUAAUAAAAAUGGUUUGAUAGAGUGUAUAUCAACUUUAGAAGAUGAUAAUCCAUGGGAUGUUUAUACCAAAAUAAUGAAAGAAGAAGGAUUUUUAAAAAGUUGUAUAUUAGAUUUAAAUGAUGGUGAAGUUAAUAGUAGUAGUGGUGCAUCACCAUUAAAUGUUGCAUACCAAGAAUACCAAGAAAUUAAAAAUAUUUUGGAAGGUAAUAAUUCAAUUUAUAUAAAUUGUGACUCAACUAGAUUCUUUAUAUCAAAUUCAAAUGACAUAAUGAUUACUGGUAUAAGUUCAAAUUCAUUAUCAUUCAUAUUACGAAGAACUGCAAAUAAAUGUAUUAUUGGAAUUUUUCAACCUUCAACAAUUCUAGUCGACCAUGCUCAUUGUAAAGUCUCUGAUAUUUAUAAUAAAAUUACAAAUUUUGAUAAAAAUGAAAGAAUUACAAAUUUAAUUUUUUCAUUCUCCGAAGAUAGUAUAAAAAAUAUUCUUUGCUACUAA